Molecule: messenger RNA, 4125 nt
Organism: Talaromyces rugulosus
Lineage: Eukaryota; Fungi; Ascomycota; Eurotiomycetes; Eurotiales; Trichocomaceae
Exons: 5
Coding region: 1-4125 (1374 amino acids)
Biological process (GO): nucleoside metabolic process
Molecular function (GO): catalytic activity; protein binding
Source: RefSeq, a predicted model, not a curated record
AUGGCCCUUGCCACGAAACGGCUACGCCACCAAGACUACACAGUCGCAUGGGUGUGCGCCUUGCCGCUGGAGAUGGCUGUCGCCGAAGCUAUGCUCGACGAGAAGCACCAGAGUUUACCCACCAGCCCCGGCGACGAUAACUCAUAUAUACUUGGCUCGGUUUUUGCACACAACAUUGUGAUUGCCUGUCUGCCUUCAGGAAUCUAUGGAACAACGUCGGCGGCAACGCUGGCCUCGCAAAUAAGAACCACUUUCCAGUCUAUCCGCUUUGGCUUGAUGGUUGGUAUCGGCGGAGGUGUUCCAAGCGCAGAACAUGAUAUCCGUCUAGGCGAUAUUGUUGUCAGCAAACCGACCCGCGAUUUCGGUGGUGUCAUCCAAUUCGAUUACGGAAAAACGACUGCUGGUGGGCAAUUUGAGCGCACCGGGGUUUUAAACAAGCCUCCUUCGGUGCUUCUCACUGCGAUCUCGAGGAUCCAGGCAGCGCAUAUGUCAUCACCCAGUCAGGUCCCACUGUUUCUAGAUGACGCAGCUACUAGAAAUACAUCUAUGAAGGUGAAUUUCACAUACUGUGGGGAGGAGCAAGACCAAUUAUUUGAGUUUGACUACGAACAUGUUGAGUCCCAAAGUACCUGCGACAAAUGCGACCAUACCAAACUCAUUACGCGGAGUAUCAGAGAAGGAAAAGCCCCUCAUGUCCAUUAUGGGCUAAUUGCAUCGGGAAAUCAAGUGAUGAAGUAUGGACAGAUUAGGAACAAACUGGCACAGGAGUUAGGUAUUUUAUGUUUUGAGAUGGAGGCAGCAGGCUUGAUGGAUAGUUUCCCAUGCCUAGUUGUGAGAGGCAUUUGUGACUAUUCCGACUCACAUAAGAAUAAACAAUGGCAGCCAUACGCGGCCGCUACGGCGGCUGCGUAUGCAAAAGAGCUGCUUUCAGCGAUCCACGCAAGCCGAGUUACAGAAGCACCAAUAAGCCUUUAUGAAAGUGACCCUCAGGUUCAGAUGCGAUCCUUUUCAAAUUGGGUAUCUCUGAAAAGCGAUAUCGAGGAUGACAAAACCAUUUUCGAGCGGAUUUCAACCUACGACCACGAGAAAGCUCACCAGCGACUAUCCCGCAAAAGACUUGUGGGCACAACCCAGUGGUUCUUAGAUCAUCCAGAAUUCAAAGCCUGGUUUGAAAACAAAUUUACACGUUUAUGGUGUUCCGGAAAAAUUGGAUCCGGUAAAACGAUAAUAGCGGCUUCGGUGGUAGAAGCUGCAAAGCACCGUUCGCCUUCAAUGCAAGCUCCUACCAUUUUCUUCUACUGCGAGGAAGUGCAACAUGCUUCCUUGGAAGGGUCAUAUGUUCUUUCAAGUCUUAUUAAACAACUAUGUGCAAUCAUAAAACAAAUAAACAGGCCCUUUCCGGAAGAUAUAAAAUCAAAACUUGUCAAAUACUUUGGACACGAGCGAAUUCGGCCAGAAUUUGAGGACCUAGAAGAUAUUUUUACUCAUCUUUUUCGUUUGACACCGAAUACCAUAUAUGUUGUGGAUGGAAUCGACAGUCUAGACCGAACACAUAGUGCACGGCUUUUAAAGGUUUUCCGAUUGCUCUUCAAUGGCCGGACUUCAUCGCAUGGCUCAAGAAUUCUCUUGCUUAGCAGAGACCAAAUUCCAGGUUAUAUCGACGUCACUGCGAUUAUACCAGGAAUUCGACGAAUCUCCACCUCGUCCAAUGUUUCACGAGAUAUUAAAGUUUACAUUGAAGCGAGCAUCGCUGAUAAGUCGAUGGAGAGGAAGCUCACGGAUGAUUCGGGAUUACUAGAAGAGAUAAAGCAGGUACUUCUGUCCGAGUCUUCGGAAAUGUUUCUAUGGGUAUACCUUCAACUGGAAAUUCUAUGGAACACAUGUUUCACUGAUGCAGGAAUUCGUUCAUCCUUGAGCCAACUCCCAAAAGGAUUGGAAGAAACCUAUUGCCGUUGCAUUGAAAGAAUCGCCUUUUCUGAGACAUGCGCGCUCAAAGUACUCAAAUGGGUCAGCUUUGCGACCUAUCCGUUGCAUAUAGAAGAAUUGAGAGAAGCUGUCGCAUUUGACAUUGAGGACGAUUCAUGGGAUGCUGCAAAAAUACCAAGAGCGGAGUUUAUUAUUGGUUGCUGUGCUAAUCUCGUCGUUGUUGACCCUACUGAUAACUGCGUUCGUUUUGCCCAUUCUUCAGUUAGACAAUUUCUCGACAAUAACCGAGAGAAUUACAUUUUGGGAUAUCCACAGAGCGCAGAAGAGGGUCAGCUUGAGUGUGGCGAGCUUUGCAUUGCUUAUCUUUCCUUCUCGAACUUUGGUCUCGAACUGGUGAAUCCAGAUAAUCAGACCGUGGCUAUCAAUGUUCCAAUAUCAACACCCAUUAGUUUAGCAGGCGAAUCUCUCGGUCCACCAUUUACCAAACUCUUCUCCAAGGUUUGGAAAACCAAGACGUCUCCAAUGCCCUUGGAGUUUCGUCGACUGCAGCCAAUCCCAAAACCUGGCGUGGCUCAAUAUCGGUUUCUAAACUAUGCGGCGGCAAAUUGGGCACUGCAAACCAAACAUAUCAAGGUCAAAUCGCCAAUGUGGCACAAAUUUAAGCAGCUUGCCUUUACUUUUAAUGAGUCUUGGAAUUUUCACCCGUGGAUGUCUGGUGGCCGCUCGGCACUGUCUCGUCUGCAUAGUCUCUUUGGGUGGGCUGUUAAAGAACAACAUAUUCCGCUUUUAACCCUCGCAACCAAUUCAAAAAAAGACAUAAAAGAAGUCUGUGAUAUUCCCCUUAUUGACGAAGGUAUUCCAGCGCUCCAUGUUGCCGCCAAAUUCGGGUAUAAGCAAGUGCUCAAAGUCCUGUUGAAUAUAUGCACAGUCAACCGAUUUGAUAAAGAUGGAUUUACAGCCUUGCAUCAUGCAGUUAUGAAAAGUCAGCUCGGUACAGUGAAAAUGCUUUCAAGUGCACCGGGGGUGGAUAUAGAUGCUCGAUCGUCAAAAAGUUUUCAACGUUCACCUCUUUGGGUAGCCGCCCACCACGGGCGUCUCGGAAUUGCGACUGUUCUGAUUAACAGAGGGGCAAAUUUGAACGUAAAAGAUGCCACAUCCGGCCGAACACCUCUAUUUUGCGCUGUGGAGUGUGGCAACUUUGGUCUUGUGGAGGUUCUACUCCAUAACGGAUGCGACGCCAACUCUGAAGACUCUCGCCGCAGAACACCUUUUUUUCAAGCUAUGAAAAAUAACGAUCCUAUAACUUCCAGAUUACUUCUUGAAAAGACUUUCAUUGCGGAAGGACGUGGUUUAAUGCUGUUGUUGGCUGCGGAGAAUAACUUCGAAACAAUAAUGGAGUUACUUCUGGUUAAUUCGACACGCACGGAAAGAUUGUUUAGGGAUAGCAAAGGACUAACUCCAUUACACUUGGCUGUGAGAAACGGAUUUGAGACAAUCACGCGUCAAAUUAUUACUCAUUCUGGCCAGGAGGAGAGAACUUCCAAGGAUAAUGAAGGACUGAAUCCAUUACACUGGGCUGCAAGAAACGGAUUUGAGACAAUCACACGUCUAAUUCUACUUGAUUCUGGCCGGGAGGAGAGAAAUUCCAAGGAUAAUGAAGGACUAACCCCAUUACACUGGGCUGCAAGAAACGGAUCUGAGACAAAAAUGAAAGAGCUUCUUGUCUACGCAAACCCCCAGAACAUAUCUGCCAGGGAUUUGUGUGGGAGGCAUGCACUACAUUUUGCUGUAAUGCAUGGCCAUAUACGAGCGGUACUAGCUCUGCUUGAAAAAAUGACAAAUAUUGACUGUGUGGAUAAUUGGGGUCAAACACCUCUGAUGCUGGCUGUUCAAAACAAUAUUAUAUCGAUCAUCGAACUACUGGUGGAAAGGGGAGCAGAACCAGGAUUCCGAGACGAUCUUGAAAGAUCUCCGUUAUCCUUUGCUAAGACGACGGCAGUGAUGAACAUCCUUUACAAUGACUUUACACCUGACCGCUAUCCUUUAAUAUGGGCUGUGGUGGAAGGAAACGAAGAGGAGGUAGCUUCCCUCCUUGAGCAGGACAUCGAUCCAGAUGACAUAGGCCCAGGGGGUUACACAGCGCUAUAUUGGGCCACUAGAAACAAGGACAAAGCAAUCAUCAAAUUAUUGGAGAAAUAA